CCCUCCCUCCCCAGAGGGCGGCGACCAGGCGGCGGCCGCAGCCGCAGGAAGAUGCUGGAAGCCAGCGAGCGCGCACCGCGGAGGUGCUGAAGGGACAGUUCCCGUGGCAGCACUUGCCCCAGAUCGCGCGGGGCACAUAAGCCAUGGAGACUAUCUGGAUCUACCAGUUCCGCCUCAUCGUGAUCGGGGACUCCACGGUGGGCAAGUCGUGCCUCCUGCACCGCUUCACCCAGGGCCGCUUCCCAGGGCUGCGCUCCCCAGCCUGCGACCCCACAGUUGGAGUCGACUUCUUCUCGCGCCUACUGGAGAUUGAGCCGGGCAAGAGAAUCAAGCUGCAGCUCUGGGACACGGCGGGGCAGGAGCGCUUCAGAUCAAUAACUCGAUCCUAUUACCGCAACUCAGUUGGUGGAUUUUUAGUAUUUGACAUUACUAACCGACGGUCUUUUGAACAUGUGAAAGAUUGGCUAGAAGAAGCGAAAAUGCAUGUACAACCUUUUCAUAUUAUAUUUCUACUAGUGGGACAUAAAUGUGAUUUAGCUUCACAACGCCAGGUGUCAAGGGAAGAAGCUGAGAAACUGUCAACAGACUGUGGAAUGAAGUAUAUAGAAACCUCGGCAAAAGACGCUACAAAUGUUGAGGAGUCCUUCACAAUCUUGACAAGAGACAUCUAUGAACUUAUUAAGAAGGGAGAGAUUUGUAUUCAGGACGGCUGGGAAGGGGUUAAAAGCGGUUUUGUUCCAAAUACUGUGCAUUCUUCUGAGGAAGCAGUAAAGCCCAGGAGAGAGUGCUUCUGCUGACUUCAACAUGGCAAAGAGCUGUCACAGACAGGCCACCGUCCUUCUGGAUGAAUGUCAACAUUUAUAGCAGAACAGCGUAAGGAGUGAACACCUGGGAAACAUCCAGACUCAUGGUAU
This is a messenger RNA of Phodopus roborovskii (desert hamster), 914 nucleotides long. RefSeq names its product RAB39A, member RAS oncogene family (gene Rab39a). NCBI's taxonomy places the organism in Eukaryota, Metazoa, Chordata, Mammalia, Rodentia, Cricetidae. Gene Ontology annotation, cellular component: Golgi membrane. Bases 144 to 797 code for a protein of 217 amino acids. The record is from RefSeq and is a predicted model, not a curated record. Gene Ontology annotation, biological process: Rab protein signal transduction. The transcript is spliced from 2 exons. Gene Ontology annotation, molecular function: GTPase activity; GTP binding.